This is a messenger RNA of Portunus trituberculatus (swimming crab), 3425 nucleotides long. Its product is annotated as glycogen phosphorylase-like. Gene Ontology annotation, molecular function: glycogen phosphorylase activity; pyridoxal phosphate binding. Gene Ontology annotation, biological process: glycogen catabolic process. Gene Ontology annotation, cellular component: cytoplasm. The record is from RefSeq and is a predicted model, not a curated record. NCBI's taxonomy places the organism in Eukaryota, Metazoa, Arthropoda, Malacostraca, Decapoda, Portunidae.
GGGAGAGCGGAGGGUGAGUGCGGGAGCGUCGUCUGCAAGGUAGCCAGUGUAGGGCUCCACUUGGUGACAGCAGCAGUACGUCCCCGCCGCCGCCACCAUGACCACCCCUCAGAGCGACUUGGACAAAAGGAAGCAGAUUUCCGUGAGGGGCAUCGCACAAGUGGAGAAUGUGGCCAACGUGAAGAAGACCUUUAACCGCCACCUGCACUACACGCUGGUCAAGGACAGGAAUGUCUCCACUCCCAGGGACUACUACUUCGCCCUGGCCAACACCGUCAGGGACCACCUCACCUCGCGAUGGAUCAGGACCCAGCAACACUACUACGAGAAGGACCCCAAGCGUGUGUACUACCUGUCGCUGGAGUACUACAUGGGCCGCUCCCUCACCAACACCAUGAUCAACUUGGGCAUCCAGUCUGCCUGUGACGAGGCUCUCUAUCAGCUGGGCCUGGACAUUGAGGAGCUGGAGGCACUUGAAGAGGAUGCUGGUCUUGGCAAUGGUGGUCUGGGGCGUCUGGCUGCCUGCUUCCUUGACUCCAUGGCUACUCUGGGCAUGGCAGCGUAUGGUUAUGGCAUUCGUUAUGAGUAUGGUAUUUUCGCCCAGAAGAUCAAGAAUGGCGAGCAGGUGGAGGAGCCCGACGACUGGCUUCGCUUUGGCAACCCCUGGGAGAAGGCCCGCCCUGAGUACAUGAUCCCUGUCAACUUCUACGGCCGAGUGGAGGACACACCACAGGGCAAGAAGUGGGUGACACUCAGGUGAGGCGACGCUAUUGUGUUUGCCAUGCCCUACGACAACCCAAUCCCCGGCUACAAGAACAACGUCGUCAACACCAUGCGUCUGUGGUCUGCCAAGUCCACCAACAACUUCGAUCUUAAGUUCUUCAACGAUGGCGACUACAUCCAGGCCGUGCUGGACCGCAACUUUGCUGAGAACAUUUCCCGUGUGCUGUACCCCAACGACAACUUCUUUGAGGGCAAGGAGCUGCGCCUGAAGCAGGAGUACUUCAUGGUGGCCGCUACUCUGCAGGACAUCAUCCGACGCUUCAAGGCCUCCAAGUUUGGUUCCAAGGAUGCCAUCCGCACCUCCUUUGACACUUUCCCUGAUAAGGUUGCCAUCCAGCUGAACGACACCCACCCGUCCUUGGCCAUCCCUGAACUGAUGCGCAUCCUGGUCGACAUCGAGGGGCUGACCUGGGCACGUGCCUGGGAGGUGUGCGUCAAGACCUGCGCCUACACCAACCACACGGUGCUGCCCGAGGCCCUGGAGCGCUGGCCCGUCAGCAUGCUGGAGCACAUCCUGCCCAGGCACCUCCAGAUCAUCUAUGAGAUCAACCAUCACCAUCUGCAGGAGGUGGCCAAGAGGUACCCUGGGGACAUGGACCGCAUCCGCAACAUGUCGCUGGUGGAGGAGCAUGGUGAGAAGCGCAUCAACAUGGCCCACCUGUGCAUCGUUGGGUCCCACGCAGUGAACGGUGUGGCGGCCAUCCACUCCGAGAUCAUCAAGCGCGACAUCUUCAAGAACUUCUACGACAUGUUCCCCGAGCGCUUCCAGAACAAGACCAACGGCAUCACGCCGCGCCGCUGGCUGCUGCUGUGCAACCCCACGCUGGCCGAUGCUGUGGCCGAGAAGAUCGGCGAGGACUGGGUGGUGCACCUGGACCAGCUGACCAAGCUGAAGCCGCUGGUGAAUGACAGUGGGUUCAUCCGCACCAUCCAGGUGGCUAAGCAGGAGAACAAGAUGCGUCUGGCCAAGCAGCUGGAGCAGGAGUACGGUGUGAAGGUGAACCCCUCCUCCAUGUUUGACAUCCAGGUGAAGCGUAUCCACGAGUACAAGCGCCAGCUGCUCAACUGCAUGCACAUCAUCACGCUGUACAACCGCAUCAAGGCCAACCCCAGCGGGACCUUCGUGCCACGCACCAUCAUGAUCGGCGGCAAGGCGGCGCCUGGCUACCACACCGCCAAGCAGAUCAUCCGCCUCAUCUGCGCCGUGGCCCGCGUGGUCAACAACGACCCCAUCGUGGGCGACCGCCUCAAGGUCAUCUACCUGGAGAACUACCGUGUCACCCUGGCCGAGCAGAUCAUCCCGGCUGCCGACCUGUCCGAGCAGAUCAGCACGGCCGGCACGGAGGCGUCUGGCACAGGCAACAUGAAGUUCAUGCUGAACGGGCUGACCAUCGGCACGCUGGAUGGUGCCAACAUUGAGAUGAUGGAGGAGAUGGGCCGCGACAACAUCUUCAUCUUCGGCAUGACGGUGGAGGAGGUGGAGGAGCUGAAGCGCCGCGGCUACAACGCCCGCGACUACUACAACAACCUGCCAGAGCUGCGGCAGUGCAUCGACCAGAUCGACAGCGGCUUCUUCUCCCCGAACAACCCAGACCAGUUCAAGGACCUGGUCAACAUCCUCAUGUACCACGACCGGUUCUUCCUCUUCGCUGACUACGAAUCCUACAUCAAGUGCCAGGAUGAGGUGGCCAAGCUGUACCAGAAACCCAAUGAGUGGGCCAAGAAGGCGCUGCUCAACAUUGCCUCCUCCGGCAAGUUCUCCAGCGACCGCACCAUCUCGGAGUACGGCCGGGAGAUCUGGGGGGUGGAGCCCUCCUGGGAGAAGCUGCCAGCGCCCCACGAGCCAAGGGAGACCGAGGAGAGCAGCAAGUAGAGAGUGGUGGGUCAGAGGGAGAGUGUGGCUGGUGGUGUGUGGGGAGGCGGAGGAGCAGCAGGAGGGAAGGUUGUAUGUAGAUAGGCGGCAUUGUUGACAUUUUUACGGAACCGGACGUGGUGACUGACCGAUGAGGUGGUGUUUUCUGGUGACUGACAUGACACAGGGGAGGGAAGGGAGGGUCAGAUGUACUACUACUACUACUACUACUGCUACUUAUACCUAAUUGUAUCAGGUAUCAUUGUAUCAUCACUGUAGAGGGCAAUACUACUAGGCACUUGGCUUUCGUCCCGUGGGAAGGUGAUACACUUCAAUAAAUAAAGGUCUCCUGUGAGGCGUCCUUCCACUGCUCUUCAAUUUGUAUGUAACAGUGUCGCUUGUAGAGAGUUCCUCAGUGGUGGCUUGCUGGGCUGAGGGGUGGGGCGGGGCAAUGGCCGCCGCCACCUGCUAGUCACUGAUGGGGCGUGGCCGCCUGCCCUGCCCACACCCGGCUCACCCUUUGUUUCCGUGCCAAUCCUGUGAGUGUCUCAGCGUCGCCGCCGGCCGGCAUGGCUGCCGCGCCGGGCUGGUUGUGUCAGCGUGCAGGGACGGUUAGCAAAUUCAUCAAAAGUUCAAUUAGGACACUCUGUUAUGUUGAAAAGUGAACGUCAUUUAUGGAAUUAUGAGAUCUUUGCAAUGUAAAUUUUUGAUCAUUAAUUAUUGUUGAAGAAGAGAAAAUGUUUUUAUAUUUUAUUUCUGCAUUGCAGAAUAAUGAUGUUACAUAUAUUUA